Molecule: messenger RNA, 1948 nt
Organism: Trifolium pratense (red clover)
Lineage: Eukaryota; Viridiplantae; Streptophyta; Magnoliopsida; Fabales; Fabaceae
Product: F-box protein CPR1-like
Exons: 2
Coding region: 116-1447 (443 amino acids)
Molecular function (GO): protein binding
Source: RefSeq, a predicted model, not a curated record
CCAAUUAAUUAGCCCAGUUCAGUUCAACUUAUCAGCUUGUUCUUCUCUAACCAAGAAGAGAAGACAAAACAAAACAAAGCGUCUGUAAUAAUCUGUAACCCCUUCCUGCUGAGCGAUGAAUAUGGCGGUGGCGGGAGAAGCGGAUGCUAUCACGAUCAUCGCUGAUAAAAGCCAAAUCACAACCGUCAAUGCGACCACGGAUUCCGAUGAUGAUAAGGUUAGCAGCAUCAGCCAAAUGGAUUCCGAUGAUGAUAAGGUUAGCGGCAACAACAAGUAUAUACAUGAUGAUCUUUCAUUCUACAUUCUUUCGAAAUUACCAAUCAAAUCAUUGAAGCGUUUUGGAUGUGUAAGAAAAUCAUGGUCCAUUUUAUUUGAAAACCCUAAUUUCAUGACAAUGUUUCGUAAACAUUUCAUCAUAUCUAGUAACAAUGAUGAUGAUGCUGAUGAUUCCGGUCAUACAUUUCUCCUCAUACAUCAUCCUGAAAUGGAUCUCUAUCGCGCACAAUUGCAUUUGCUCCCUCGUGAUCAAAGUUUCAAGAAUACACUCAAAUUAAAUUUGCCACCUCCAUUUCAUGAUGAUGACGUUAAUAUUAAUAUUUUGUGCUCCACUAGUGUUAACGGCAUUUUUUGUCUCAAUCAAUAUUAUCGAGGAGGAGAUGCAAAUAAGGUCCGAUUUGUAUUGUGGAAUCCGGCUACCAAUGAAUUUGUGGUCCUUCCUCCUAGCCCUGAUGAGUCGGAACCACGACCACCUGACCUGUCCUCUUAUCACUCUUUUCAUGGGUUUGGUUAUGACAAAGUUAGAGAUGACAUUAAGGUGUUUCAGUAUGUAACAUUAGAUUACUAUGAUUAUAACAAUUGCCCACCAAUAACUUUCGACCCUAUGUUUGUGAUAUAUAGUCUAAGAACUAACUCUUGGAGGAUAAUCGACAUUGAUAUGCCUUAUUGGCUUUGUAGUAAUGCAUACCAAGGAUUUGAAGUGUACUCGGAUGGAAUGUGUCAUUGGGUAGCAAAACACCAUACUGGUGAAAAGUGUUUACUUUCAUUUGACUUGAGUGAGGAGGUGUUCUUUAUAACACCCAUGGAUGAAAAUUCUGAUUUUUCACACUCUACAAGAUAUCACUUGGUGGUUUUAAAUGGGUCAAUUGCUUUGAUCUCAAAUCAUGUAAGCGCCGAUACUAUUUUCCAAAUAUCAAUCUUGGGUGAACUCCGUGUGAGGGAAUCAUGGAUCAAACUCUUUAUUAUUGGCCCCAUACCUUCCUUUGACUGGAGACCAAUUGGAGUUGGAAAGGAGGGAUAUAUUUUCUUUAGAAAAAAAGAUGAUGAACUAGCAUGGGUUGAUUUGAGCACUCAAAUAGUUGAGGAGAUCGGUGUUAAAGGAGAGGAAAUGAAUUGUAAUAUUGGAACUUACAAGGAAAGCCUUCUUCCAAUUGAAGGUUUAAAUAAUUAGUUGUUUUUUUUGUUUUAGCCCAAAGUGAUGUCAAAGACACUAGUGACUUCAAGCUUGAAAUACACUGUUGUUCCAUCUCCACAUCAGAUGAAAUCCAUUGCAGAAUGGUUGAAAUCAGGCCCAUAUUUCCAAGAAUAAGUUCAGGUUUCUUGAUGGUUUUCUCCCUGCUCCGACAAAUUUGAUCUGAGCUAUAAUGACUCUCAAUAAUCUAGCUAUCACAUUUUUGGAUCUUGAACUCUGCAAGUCCUCCAUCGCCAACACCAUUCCAAGGUUUGGUGAAUUCGAAGAGAAAUGUUUGCAGCAAGAAGUUUAUCCAUUCAAGCAAGGUAUAUUAGUUCUGUAACAACCCACUUGUUUUUUAUUAUACUUCAAAGGCAUAAAUACCCAACUUUGCUUAUCAAUUUUUUAUUGCCUAGGUACUUGGAUCAAUAUAAUUUAAUUGCUAUUAGUAUUACUACUAUCAUAUUAAAUAAUAAUAUCUCUCAUGAUAUUUUUUUUCAA